AUGCAGAAAGCAACAUACUACGAUAACUCUGGACUUUUUGGAGGCUACACCUUCCCCAAACCAGACUCUUACAACUACGGCCCCGCUCAUCAGCCCUACGCUGCUCCCAGCAUCGAGAAUGACUACCAGGGCUCAGUGUGUCCCACCCAGACCUCUGCUGUCCGGCCACCGACCCUCAAAGACAGUGACCUGAACGGAGACUGCAUGCGACAGAGCAGCAGUCAAAGCAGCAGCAGCAGCAGCCAAGCUACGAGUAUUGGGGAGCAGCAGGCACCUCCACUGUCCGCAACCUCUCCCAGCUCCAACAGCUCUGCGCCACAGAAGAAGAAAUCCCCUUCCAGCAGCGCUUCCAGUAAUGCCACACCAACCCUCACCAAGCAGAUCUUCCCCUGGAUGAAGGAGACCCGGCAGAACUCAAAGCAGAAGAGCGGCAGCUGCACCAGCGCAGGUGGCGAGCUGAGUGACGAGAAGAGCCCACCCGGACCGGCCUCCAAACGGGUCAGAACUGCUUACACCAGCGCACAACUUGUGGAGCUGGAGAAGGAGUUUCACUUUAACCGCUAUCUCUGUCGCCCCCGGAGAGUGGAGAUGGCCAAUCUGUUGAAUCUCACCGAGCGUCAAAUAAAGAUCUGGUUUCAAAACAGGAGGAUGAAAUACAAAAAGGACCAGAAGUCUAAAGGGCUCGCUCACUCUCCCCUGGGACACUCCCCGGACAGAAGCCCGCCGCUGAGUGGCCCAAACCACAUUGGAUACUCUGGCCAGCUCCAGAACGUGAGCAGCCUCAGCUAUGACGCGCCCUCGCCCCCGUCCUUCGCCAAACCCCAGCAAAACAUGUACGGUUUGGCUGCGUACACGGCACCCUUGGGUGGCUGCAUCCCGCAACAGAAGAGGUACCCGGGCUCCGAGUACGAGCACCACGGCAUGCAGAGCAACGGGAGCUUUGCCAACGCCAAUUUGCAAGGCAGCCCCGUUUAUGUGGGUGGGAAUUUUGUUGAUUCCAUGCCAGCCUCUGGCCCCAUGUUCAACCUCGGCCACCUUCCCCACCCCUCAUCCACCAGUGUGGACUACAGCUGCGCCGCUCAGAUCCCAGGAAACCACCAUCAUGGACCCUGUGAUCCCCAUCCCACAUACACAGACCUCACCUCUCACCAAGCGUCUCAGGGAAGGAUUCAGGAAGCGCCUAAACUCACGCAUUUGUAA
Molecule: messenger RNA, 1200 nt
Organism: Anoplopoma fimbria (sablefish)
Lineage: Eukaryota; Metazoa; Chordata; Actinopteri; Perciformes; Anoplopomatidae
Gene: hoxd3a
Product: homeobox D3a
Exons: 2
Coding region: 1-1200 (399 amino acids)
Biological process (GO): regulation of transcription by RNA polymerase II
Cellular component (GO): nucleus
Molecular function (GO): RNA polymerase II cis-regulatory region sequence-specific DNA binding; DNA-binding transcription factor activity, RNA polymerase II-specific
Source: RefSeq, a predicted model, not a curated record